This is a messenger RNA of Planococcus citri (citrus mealybug), 499 nucleotides long. RefSeq names its product large ribosomal subunit protein eL37A. NCBI's taxonomy places the organism in Eukaryota, Metazoa, Arthropoda, Insecta, Hemiptera, Pseudococcidae. Gene Ontology annotation, biological process: translation. The coding region runs from base 159 to 428 and encodes 89 amino acids. The transcript is spliced from 4 exons. Gene Ontology annotation, cellular component: cytosolic large ribosomal subunit; ribosome. The record is from RefSeq and is a predicted model, not a curated record. Gene Ontology annotation, molecular function: RNA binding; structural constituent of ribosome.
UUCAGAAAAGUCUACAAGCGACUGAUAGCGCUACCUACAGGGAUUAUUUUUAAAAUACUUUUCUCCUCUUUUGAGAUUCACGAUUCUUUCUGACGAGUUUUGAUAACAGCGGACAUUCGGAAACCAUUCGGCAUUUUUAUUGAAGAUUUUACAUUAAAAUGACGAAAGGUACCAGUAGUUUUGGUAAACGUCGUAAUAAGACUCACACCUUAUGCAGACGGUGUGGUCGUUCUUCGUAUCAUAUUCAAAAAUCGCAAUGUGCGCAAUGUGGUUACCCAAGCAAAAAAUUGAGACAUUUUAAUUGGAGCAUCAAAGCUCAAAGAAGGAAAACCACCGGUACCGGACGGAUGAGACAUUUGAAAAUUGUUCGAAGACGUUUCAGAAAUGGUUUCCGUGAAGGAGGACAAGCUAAACCGAGAAAAUCAUAACUAUUUCGAUAUUGAACGUUGUUUUAUUCUAAAAAAAAGUUUGUAUUUAUGAUUAAAGCAAUUUUCGUCUA